UUGAUUUUCUAUUAUUAAUUUGUUUUCUGGUUGAAUUGUUACUCCUCGUAUAGACAGAAUUCUAAAUUUGUGGAUUCAACCACCUUCACAGGUAGCCUACAGCGGGUACCGAAAAGGAAUCCACUAACAUUACAUCGCUCUAUUGAUUAUUAAACACUUAUGGAAAUUUUAUACGUUAUGAGAAAGAACGGAUCGGUCUGCGAUGGCAUCUUGAAAAGUGAAGACGGAAGAGAAUUCCCGAUACAUCGAUUAAUUAUGGUGACUUGCAGUCCUUAUUUUGAAGCUUUGUAUAACAGCCCCAUCAACAUUCAACGAAGAACAGAGAUAAUUAUUCCAAAUAUAUCUGCAGACAUGUUAGACAAGAUUAUUGACUUCGCUUAUAUGCCAAGCAAUUUUCAUCAAACUGUCAAUUUUCAGAAUGUUUUCCAACUAAUUAAAGUUGCUAAUAAAUUUCUGAUAAGUAAAUUAGUAGAUAUAUGUUGUAUAUUUCUUAUUGAUCAUAUAAACGAUCAAAAUUGUAUAUUAAUAUGGAAAUGUGCCAAGCAGUAUAAUUACCAGGAUAUGGAAGCGAAAGCUCUCAAGUAUCUGAUGAUUAAUUUUACCAAUAUACUGAAAGAACGAAGAUACUUGGAAAUUUCUUUAGAUGAAAUAAUAACGAUUUUAAAGAAGGAAGAAUUGAAUGUAAAACAUGAAGAAUUUGUUUGGGAAGGUAUUUUAAUAUGGAUCGAUCACGACCCGGAUAAUCGUUCCAAGUAUAUAAACCAAUUAAUGCGUUGCGUUCGAUUUGGUCUCAUAAAUCCGGAGUACUUCAUCGCAAAAGUUAAAAAUAACAAAUAUGUUAAAUUUGAAGACAGAAACUGUCGUCGAAUAAUCAUUGAAGCCAUCAGAUGUUUGUUCGAUUUGAAAAUUGGGCAUGGAAGUAAAAGUAAGCUUCAGCUUCAAAAACCGAGAUUGCCUCGUGAAGUACUCUUUGUAAUUGGUGGUUGGGAUGGAGAUAUUCCUAUAAACCUCAUGGAAUCUUACGAUAUCAAAACGGAUUCUUGGAUACUACUUUCAAUAAAUGAUUCUACUGGACCCAGGGCAUAUCACAGAUGCGCCGUCAUGGAUAACUAUAUAUAUAUUAUUGGUGGAUACGAUGGAGUAGAUUUCUUCAAUACGUGCCGGUGUUUUGAUAUAUUGACAUCGGAAUGGAGAGAGAUUGCACCAAUGUAUUCACAUAGAUGUUAUGUCAGCGUAGCCACUGUAGGUAGACACAUAUAUGCCUUAGGUGGAUUUAACGGACGAGUGAGACUUAGAUCUGCAGAAAGAUAUAACUGUGAUACAAAUCAAUGGACGAUGAUCGCAUCGAUGAAUAAUGAAAGAAGUGAUGCCAGUGCUACCGAAUUAAGCGGAAGCGUGUAUAUUGUUGGUGGCUUUAAUGGGAACGAGUUUCUAAGUUCUGCAGAAUUCUAUAAUCCUGACACAAAUCAAUGGACUAAUAUAUCUUCCAUGAAAACACGCAGAUGUGGUGUUUGUUGCAUCAACUACAACGGAUAUCUUUAUGUUUUUGGAGGAUUCAAUGGCAUUUCUCGCCUGUGUAGUGGAGAAGUAUAUAAUCCCUAUACCCAAAAGUGGUAUAUUCUUGAAGAUAUGAGCACAGCCAGAAGCAAUUUUGCAGUGGUGGUUUUAGAAGAUUUGAUUUUUGUUAUGGGAGGUUUUAAUGGAAUUACUACAGUAUCUAGCGUGGAAUGCUAUGACGUGAAAAAAGAACAAUGGAUUCAAGCCAAAGAGAUGCAUAUGAACAGAUCAGCACUGGAUGCGUGUGUGGUUAAAGAUAUUCCAAAUAUUGAAAAUUAUAUUCCACCUAGAAAUGAAAGUUUUAUUGGAAAAAAAUCAAAUUUACACUUUUCAGAUUUUUCGCAAGAAUAUUUUUAAUCAACACAUAAUAAUAAA
This is a messenger RNA of Centruroides sculpturatus (bark scorpion), 1932 nucleotides long. RefSeq names its product kelch-like protein 10. Lineage: Eukaryota; Metazoa; Arthropoda; Arachnida; Scorpiones; Buthidae. The transcript is spliced from 5 exons. The coding region runs from base 160 to 1914 and encodes 584 amino acids. Gene Ontology annotation, molecular function: protein binding. The record is from RefSeq and is a predicted model, not a curated record.